AGAGAGUCCAAUACCAAUUAUAUCAUUUUCUUUCAUAAAUAACAUAUCCCGUGUAUUAACACGGGUACACUUUAUACGAAAUCCGACAGGCAAGUGAGUUAGAACCGUAAAGACCACUCCCUAGUCUCCCUCCAUCUUUGUGCAACAAUUUGGUACAAUCGUGCAAAAGCGGUUAACGUGCAAUUUCAAAUCUCCUACUUCUUCGGAUCAACCAACCAUUUUAAAUUCAAAUUCUUCUGAUCAAAACAAAAACCCAGAUGACAGAUUCACCCACUAAUCCCACAUUUGAUUUCCACGAUCACCAAAACAAAAUCCAUGAAAUAAACGACCUUGAAAUCAAAAUCCCAGUUGAAAUUGUAAGUGAUGAAGAAAUGGCUUUCAUUGAAGCUGCCUUUUCCUUAGCUUCUCGCCGUUCUUCACUCUCUCUUUUCUGUUCCACCUCUUUUCAAUCUAUUUCCAUUGCUUCUAAUAAAAGAUUCUCCACUUCAAUUGUAUGUAAUGAUUUCGAAGAUUUGGGUAAAACUCAAAGUCCCAAGAAAAAGAAGAACAAAGUUUUUGAAUCCCUUUUGAGUAAAUAUAGAAGUAAUAGGGGAUUGUCUGUCACUGAUUUGACAUCUACGGAAUGGUGUGAAAAACAAAUGGAGUUCCUUCUCACUUAUGGUAGGCCAGAAAAGACAAAAGCUAUGAAAGCUGGGAUUGCUCGGCAUGCAAAGUUAGAAGAAGAGGUAUCAAAAAAAGUAGAAGUACGUGUUGAGACACUUGAAGAUAUAUGGGCUUUGAAGUUUAUAAAUUUUAUCAUCUGUGCAAACCAACUAUUGUUUGACGGUUUAACACGAGAAAUCCCUGUAGUUGGCCUUGUUCAAGGUGUAUGGAUGGUGGGAGUGAUUGAUGAACUCCGGAUGCCUGAUAAUAGGGAAGGAAGAAAGUUAACAUUAGUUGAUACAAAGACACGUGGUCAACCAAGGCUUCCUGCUGAACCACAAUGCAGAAAUGGAAGGCUACAAUUGAAGUUCUAUAAGCAUUUGUGGGACAAUAUAGUCUCUAAUAUCUUCCCUUCUAAACAAUUUUAUGAACAUUUUUCCAUGGAUCCUCAACACAAAUUAUCUGAUGAAGUGAAGAUGAAUGCCGCUGAUUCAGGUUUCCCUGCUGAGACACUUGGAGAAGUUGUAGGAUAUCUCAAUAAUGUUUGUUCUGCGCUACCGCCUGCUCAAGAUGAACUUCUCUUGAGAUAUGAACUUCAAGAGGAUAACUCAUUGAUCGGCGAGGUUAAGUUCAGUUACGAUGAGGACUGGCUUAAGGCUCAAUUGCACAGCAGCCUUGAGUUUUGGCGGGGUGAGCGAGAAGCCAAAUAUGUUCCAGAGAUGGAAAAGUGGAAGUGUCGAUUUUGCCAAUACGCAACUGUCUGUCCACAAACUCAAACAAGUUGAAACUAAAUCAAAUUCUCAAUCUAGCACACAGAACAGCUAAAGGUGGUGAUCUUUAGUUUAUUUUUCGCGUUCUUAUUUGCUCGUAGUUGAAAUUCAUAUUAAUAUCAUGAAUGCAACGAAAAAAUUUCAGCUCAAAGUUAUUUCUUGGGGUGCAAAUAUAGGCAAAAAUACAUGUGCUAAGGAAGUAGCACUUUGAAAUCUGCUUGGAUAUCAAGCAAAUGUUGUACUUCAUCAUAAUUAUUUUUAUUAGCUAGGUGAUUCAUUCUUUGUAAAGCACAAUUAUGUAAUUUAAUUUUGUAUCUGUAAAAUUGGUGCUCUUGCGCUCA
Chenopodium quinoa (quinoa) is the source of this 1753-nucleotide messenger RNA. RefSeq names its product exonuclease V, chloroplastic-like. NCBI's taxonomy places the organism in Eukaryota, Viridiplantae, Streptophyta, Magnoliopsida, Caryophyllales, Amaranthaceae. The record is from RefSeq and is a predicted model, not a curated record. Bases 258 to 1427 code for a protein of 389 amino acids. Gene Ontology annotation, biological process: interstrand cross-link repair. Gene Ontology annotation, cellular component: nucleus. The transcript is spliced from 7 exons. Gene Ontology annotation, molecular function: single-stranded DNA 5'-3' DNA exonuclease activity.